Pocillopora damicornis (cauliflower coral) is the source of this 890-nucleotide messenger RNA. RefSeq lists its product as uncharacterized. Gene Ontology annotation, molecular function: protein binding. Lineage: Eukaryota; Metazoa; Cnidaria; Anthozoa; Scleractinia; Pocilloporidae. The record is from RefSeq and is a predicted model, not a curated record.
UUCCUGUUACAAAAAUGAAAACAUUAGUUAUACAAAAUGUCCUAUCUUAACCCACCCAGCCAGAAAAAUGACUCUUGCAUGCUAGGCAUGCCUAUGUAUCACCGUGGCUAGGUCUGUUUAGAUAUUUCCAUGUUUGAAACUAAUCUUUUAGAUCCAUCAGAAUUUUGAUUCUACUAUGGAAUGAGAUAAAGAUGCAAAAGAAACAGAAAUUGAAGCUAUAUAUAUAUAUAUAUACUGUAUGUGGUAAUCAUUUUCAUUUCAUCAAUAUGUUGUUGGUAUCUAUUCAUUGAUAACAAGCUCUAUGUUUGAUUGGUGUUGCCUCAUUGUAAUGUUCUCACAUUUCAGUGGUUAAUUAGGUAGGAGGUGGAAAAAACCUUGUUAUAUUAGGAUUAAAUGUGACUGUUACAAUUUAACAGGUGGUGAAAUGAAUAUUAAGGUUGAUGUGAAUUACUUGAAACCUAAAGAACAGAAUAUGCAGACUGGCAUGUUGGCAACAGAGACUGUCAGAUACCAAGAGGUUAUACUGCCAAGGGUAUCUGCUACAUCAGCUGCAUCUGGAAGUGCGUCUUGUCCACAAACAGAAGAUCUCCACACUCAUAAAGAGGAAAUCUUUCUAUCAAUUAUUUUAAAUUAUUUCAAUGCCAUAAAGCCACAGUCUAUUGAAGAGUUCAAUAGGUUUAUGGAAUAUGCAGAAAAAAUGAGGCUCAUCAUUACUGGUGUCUCUAAAGGAAGUUUGGUGAUAACGGUGAGGUGUGAAUCUCUAAUGAUCUUGGAGGACUUGUGGACAGAUUACUCAUCUGGUCAUCUUGAUGAAGUGGUUCAGAAUUGUUUUGUAACUGAGGAGAUCUUGAAGGAACUGAACCUGGCUGAGCUGAGGCUGAAGACAACAA